Molecule: messenger RNA, 13334 nt
Organism: Cavia porcellus (domestic guinea pig)
Lineage: Eukaryota; Metazoa; Chordata; Mammalia; Rodentia; Caviidae
Gene: Vps13c
Product: vacuolar protein sorting 13 homolog C
Exons: 86
Coding region: 80-11461 (3793 amino acids)
Biological process (GO): protein targeting to vacuole; protein retention in Golgi apparatus; mitochondrion organization
Cellular component (GO): extrinsic component of membrane
Source: RefSeq, a predicted model, not a curated record
CGCCGCCGCAGGGGCAGGGUGCCCGCCCGGGUCGCCGCCUACUUCGUUCCGGCUCCGCCUUCCCCGCCGCGGCCGCGCCAUGGUGCUGGAGUCGGUGGUCGCAGACCUGCUGAACCGCUUCCUGGGGGACUACGUGGAGAACCUUGACAAGUCGCAGCUGAAGCUGGGCAUCUGGGGCGGCAAUGUGGCUUUAGAUAAUCUACAGAUAAAAGAAAAUGCUCUGGGUGAAUUCGACGUUCCUUUUAAAGUCAAGGCUGGGCAAAUUGGUAAAUUAGCUUUGAAGAUUCCUUGGAAAAACCUUUAUGGAGAAGCAGUUGUUGCGACUUUAGAGGGAUUGUAUCUGCUUGUUGUCCCUGGAGCAAGUAUUAAGUAUGAUUCUGAGAAAGAAGAAAAAUCCUUGCAGGAUGUUAAACAGAAAGAGCUUUCCCGAAUUGAAGAAGCCCUUCAAAAAGCAGCAGAGAAGGGCACACAUUCAGGACAGUUCAUAUAUGGCUUGGAAAACUUGGUUUACAAGGACGUCAAGCCUGGACGUAAGCGUAAAAAGCACAAAAAACAUUUUAAGAAACGUUUUAAAGGUCUUGAUCGCUCAAAAGAUAAGCCUAAGGAAGCAAAAAAGGAUACAUUUUUGGAAAAAUUGGCAACUCAAAUAAUAAAAAAUGUACAAGUGAAAAUCACAGACAUUCACAUUAAAUAUGAAGAUGAUGGCCUUGUGCUUGCGGCAGGUGUUGGCGCUGCUGAGCUACAUCCCUGGCCCAAUGCAGUGGUUCUUGGUAACUUGACCGUCUUCAAGAUGUCUCAGAUAAUGUCUGUGCAUCCUGUGGAAAGCUCUGAACACUCUGUCACUGAUCCGGAGCGGCCGCUCUCAUUUGGUGUUACCCUGGGGGAGCUUAGUCUACUGACUACAAAUGAGAAUUGGACUCCAUGCAUAUUAAAUGAAGCAGAAAAAAUUAUAUACAAGCUAAUCCGACUGGAUAGUCUCAGUGCUUACUGGAAUGUGAACUGCCGCCUGUCCUACCAGGGGUCCCGAGAACAGAUCUUGGAUCAACUGAAAAAUGAAAUUCUUACAAGUAGACAGAGACCUCCAAACCAUCAAUACAUUUUCCAGCCAAUAUCAGCCUCUGCAAAACUCUACAUGAAUCCUCAUGCAGAAGCAGAACUCAAAACUCCCAAAUUAGAUUGGAGCAUAGAAGUGCAGAAUAUUGCCAUUGAGCUGACCAAGCCCCAGUACUUAAGUAUGAUUGACCUCUUGGAAUCAUUGGAUUAUAUGGUUAGAAAUGUACCUUACAGGAAAUAUAAACCUAAUUUACCACUUCACACCAAUUGUAGGCAAUGGUGGAAGUAUGCCAUUGAUUCAGUUCUUGAAGUUCAUAUAAGAAGAUGUACACAGAUGUGGUCAUGGUGUAACAUAAAGAAGCAUAGAGAGUUACUCAAGAGUUAUAAAAUCGCUUACAAGAAUAAGCUAACUCAGACUAAACUCUCGGAAGAAAUCCAGAAACAAAUUCAGGACCUGGAGAAGACUUUAGAUGUUUUUAACAUAAUUUUAGCAAGGCAACAAGCACAAGUCGAGGUGAUUCGAUCUGGGCAGAAACUAAGGAAGAAAUCCACUGACACAGGGGAGAAACGGGGAGGCUGGUUUAGUGGGUUUUGGGGUAAGAAGGAGUCUAAGAAAAAAGAUGAAGAAUCAUUGAUUCCUGAAACUAUUGAUGAUCUUAUGACCCCUGAGGAGAAGGACAAACUCUUCACUGCUAUUGGUUACAGCGGGAGCAUGCAUAACUUGACUUUGCCCAAGAAGUAUGUUGCCUAUAUAAUGACCUUGAAGUUGGUAAGCACUUCUAUUGUAAUCAGAGAAAACAAAAAUAUUCCUGAAAUCCUAAAAAUCCAGAUCAUUGGCCUGGGCACCCAAGUAUGCCAGCGACCAGGAGCGCAAGCCCUUAAGGUAGAAGCAAAGUUAGAACACUGGUAUAUCACAGGUCUGAGACAGCAGGAUACUGUGCCAUCCCUUGUGGCUUCCAUUGGUGACACUGCAUCAUCCUUGCUUAAAAUUGAGUUUGAAACCAAUCCAGAGAACAACCUUGCUGACCAGACGCUGACCGUCCAGUCCCAGCCCGUGGAGGUCAUCUACGAUGCUAAAACCAUCAAUGCAGUGGUUGAUUUCUUUCAGUCAAAUAGGGGAUUGGAUCUUGAGCAAAUAACAUCAGCUACUUUGAUGAAGCUGGAAGAAAUUAAAGAGAGAACAGCUACUGGACUUACACAUAUAAUUGAGACUCGAAAAGUUCUUGAUUUAAGGAUAAAUCUGAAGCCUUCUUAUCUAAUAGUUCCACAGACAGGCUUCCACCAUGAAAAGUCAAAUCUUCUCAUUUUAGAUUUUGGUACAUUUCAGCUCAACAGUAAAAGUCAAGGUCUACAGAAGACUACCAGUUCAUCUUUGGAAGAAAUAAUGGAUAAAGCAUAUGACAAGUUUGAUGUUGAAAUAAAGAGUGUGCAACUACUCUUUGCAAGAGCAGGGGAAAACUGGAAGAAGUGCCGUUUUCAGCACCCGUCCACUAUGCAUAUACUGCAGCCCAUGGAUAUUCAUGUGGAGCUAGCCAAGGCGAUGGUAGAGAAGGACACGAGAAUGGCCAGAUUUAAAGCAUCAGGAGGACUUCCUUUGAUGCAUGUGAGGAUUUCAGACCAGAAGAUGAAAGAUGUGCUGUGUUUGAUUAACAGUAUACCUUUGCCACAGAAAUCAUCAACUCAAUCUCCAGAGAGACAGGUAUCGUCAGUUCCUGUUGCUUCAAGUGGGACAAAAGUUCUCCUUGGUACUUCAUUAUUGCUGAGUGAAAUGGAUUCAGAGUCUGACGAUGAGUAUUUCGACGCUGAAGACGGUGCCUCCCAGGUGCCUAGAGGUGCGCCAGGCUCCGAACCCCGAAAGGCUGCGGAGGUUCCGAACGAGGCCCUCGUUAAUCUUCUGCUCAAGUUUGAAGUUAAAGAAGUAAUUUUGGAAUUUACUAAACAACAGAAAGAAGAAGAUACAAUUCUAGUAUUUAAUGUUACUCAGUUAGGAACAGAGGCCACAGUGAGAACUUUCGACCUAACUGUGGUGUCUUAUUUAAAGAAGAUCAGCUUGGAUUACCAUGAAAUUCAAGGAUCAAGAAAAAAGCCCCUUCACUUGAUUAGCUCUUCUGACAAACCUGGGUCAGAUCUUUUAAAAGUAGAGUAUAUUAAGGCUGAUAAGAGUGGACCUAGUUUUCAAACCACUUUUGAAAAAACUGAACAGACAUUUAAGGUGGCCUUUUCCUCUUUGAACUUGUUGCUGCAAACCCAAGCUCUUCUCUCUUCUAUUAACUACCUGACAACCAUCCUUCCCUCUGAUGGGCAGAGCAUGGGCGGCCCACCAGGGGUGCAGAUCUCCACUGAGAAGCAAACAAAUUCCUCUCUGCAGAAAGUGAUUGUAUCCUCUAAAGACAGUGAUGUUACUGGCUUCAGACUGUUUGCCAAGUUAAAUGCUUUCUGUGUCACCAUUUGCAAUGAGAAGAGCAGUAUUGCUGAAAUCAGGAUACAAGGCCUCGACUCUUCUCUUUCUCUUCAGUCAAGGAAGCAGUCACUUUUUGCCAGACUGGAAAAUAUUAUUGUUACAGACGUUGAUCCUAAGACAGUUCAUAAAAAAGCUGUGUCAAUAAUGGGAAAUGAAGUUUUUCGUUUUAACUUGGAUUUGUACCCAGAUGCGACUGAAGGGGAUUCAUACACUGACAUGUCCAAAGUGGAUGGCGUGGUGUCGCUGAAUGUUGGCUGCAUUCAGAUUGUCUAUCUUCAUAAGUUCCUUGUGUCCCUUUUGAACUUCCUGAACAAUUUCCAGACAGCCAAAGAGGCCCUGAGCGCAGCCACCGCGCAGGCUGCAGAAAAGGCCGCCACCAGUGUGAAAGACCUUGCCCAGCGGAGUUUGCGCUUCUCUGUCAGCAUUAAUUUGAAAGCACCCGUUAUUGUCAUCCCACAGUCUUCUGUUUCCAGCAACGCUGUUGUGGUGGACCUUGGUUUGAUCAGAGUUCAGAACCAGUUCAGUCUUGUGUCUGGGGAAGGGUCUGUAAAUCCUCCUGUGAUUGAUAGAAUGGAUGUGCAGCUCACGGACCUGAAGCUGUCCAGGACAGUAAUCCAACCAGGCACCUCCCAGCCUGAUAUUCAGCUGUUGCACCCAAUUAACUUUGAGUUUUUUGUAAAUCGAAAUCUCGCUGCAAAUUGGUAUCAUAAGGUACCUGUUGUGGAAAUUAAAGGACAUCUUGAUACAAUGAAUGUUUGUCUAAAUCAAGAAGAUCUUAAUGUUUUGUUUAGAAUACUGUCGGAAAAUCUUGGUGAAACUCCUGAAGAGUUAGAUAACGUGAAACCAAGAGUACCAGAGACAGGUGAAAUCAAAGAUGCCCCUGAAAUUUCUACAUCACAGAGAUUACAAACUUCGAAAGAUGCUUCAAGAGCUGAAAGAGAAGAAAUUAGAUCUGUAAACAUUGUUAAUGUACUGCUGAAUUUUGAAAUUAAAGAGGUUAUGGUGAUGCUGAUGAAAAAGGCGGAAAAGAGUGGGAGGCCAGUGCACGAGCUCAGUGUCCUGCAGCUUGGAGUGGAAGCUAGAGUUCAAGCUUAUGCCGUGACUGCUGAAGCUUAUCUCCAGCAAGUCAGCAUGCGGUGCCUGGAUUUCACUGAUGCAGAAGGAGGCCCUCUGCACAUCGUGCGCUCCUCUUGUGUGACUAAGGAGCCGCUCCUGAAGUUGGCCUUGACCAAGGCAGACAGUGAUGGACCGGAAUUUAAAACUGUUCAUGACAAUACCAAACAGAGACUAAAGGUUUCAUUUUCAUCCUUAGACAUAUUACUUCAUUUAGAAGCUUUACUUUCCCUUAUGGAUUUUUUGUCAUCGGCCGUUCCAUCCUCUGAGUCGUCUUCUAGGAAGGAAUCUGAGCUAAAACCACUUGUAGGGGAGUCCAGAAGUAUUGCCAUCAAAGCUGUAUCUGGCACCAUUUCUAAAGAGGAUAUGUUCGAUUUAAAGGUUACAGCUGAAUUAGAUGCUAUUAAUGUUGUUGUCUGUGAUCAGAAGUGUUCUAUAGCUGAUGUUAAAAUACAUGGAAUGGACGCCUCUGUUUCUGUGAAGCCAAAACAGACUGAUAUGUUUGCCAGACUUCAGAAUAUCAUAGUAACAAAUGUUGAUUUGAAGUCCAUUCACAAAAAGGCUGUCUCCAUCUUGGGAGAGGAAGUCUUCCGGUUCCAGAUGACUCUGUAUCCAGACGCCACAGAAGGAGAAGCCUAUGCCGACGUGUCUAAAGUAGAUGGCAGACUUAGUCUCAAAGUGGGUUGUAUUCAGAUCGUUUACGUUCAUAAAUUCUUCAUGUCUCUGUUGAAUUUCCUCAACAACUUCCAAGCUGCCAAGGAAGCUUUGAGCACGGCUACCAUGCAGGCUGCAGAGAGAGCUGCUUCUAGUGUGAGGGACUUGGCCCAGAAGAGCUUCCGCCUUGCGAUGGAUGUGGACCUGAAAGCACCGGUUAUUAUUAUCCCUCAGUCUUCAGUGUCGUCUAACGCUGUGGUGGCAGAUCUCGGCUUAAUCAGCGUGGAAAACAGCUUUAGCUUGCUUCCUGCAGAACGUUACCCUCUCCCUCCAGUCAUUGAUAAAAUGAAGGUCCAACUCACUCAAUUGAAGCUGUCCAGAACUAUCUUGCAAGCUGACUUGCCACAGGAUGACAUUGAAAUCUUAAAACCAGUAAACAUGCUUUUGUCUAUACAACGAAACUUAUCAGCAACCUGGUACAUGGAAAUUCCCGGGAUCGAGAUAAAAGGAAAGUUAAAACCUAUGCAGGUUGCUCUCAGUGAAGAUGACCUAACAGUUCUAAUGAAAAUUUUGCUGGAAAAUCUUGGGGAAGCUUCUCCACAGCCAAGCCCUGCACUGUCUGCUCAGGAGGCUGUGAGAGUGAGGAAAGAUAUUCCAAGUGGACCAGACUACCUGAGAGAACAAGAAGAUUUGACAGACUUAAAGCCUUCUGUGGACCAGACCAUCACACUCCAAUUUGACUUUCAUUUUGAAUCUCUGUCCAUUAUCCUUUAUAACAGUGACAUCAGUCAGGAGUCCAAACUUGCAUUUCAUAAUGAUAGUUUUCGUCUUGGUGAGCUCAGACUGUACCUGAUGGCCUCUGCAGGGAAGAUGUUCAAGGAUGGCUCAGUGAAUGUCAGCCUUAAGCUGAAGACAUGCACCCUUGAUGAUCUCAGAGAAGGCAUCGAGAGAGCCACGUCCAGAAUGAUUGACAGAAAGAAUGACCAAGAUAGCAGCAGUUCUAUGAUUGAUAUUCAUUACAAACAAGACAAAAACACAAGUCUAAUUGAUGCUGUUCUUGACAAGCUGUAUGUGUGUGCCAGCGUGGAGUUUUUGAUGACUGUGGCAGAUUUCUUCAUCAAAGCUGUGCCUCAGAGCCCAGAAAAUACGGCGAAGGAAAUACAAAUGCCAUCAAGACACAUUACCAUGGGGAAAGUCAAGACAGAAAAAGAUGAUUCUGCAAGACGAAACAUGACCUUGAAGGCCAAGAUCAUAGACCCGGAAGUGGUGUUUGUGGCCAGCCUGAGCAGGGCGGACGCUCCUGCGCUGUCGGCCUCCUUCCAGUGUAAGCUCUGUGUGUCCGCAUCUGGGCUGGAGCAGGUGACGGAGGCAUCCAUCAAAGACCUGAGAGUGCUCGCUUGUCCUUUCCUCAGAGAGAAGAGGGGGCAAACCAUCACCACAGUCUUGCAGCCAUGCUCUUUAUCUAUGGAAAAAUGUACCUGGGCCUCGGGAAAACAGAAUAUCAAUAUUAUGGUUAAAGAAUUUAUAAUUAAGAUUUCACCCAUCAUUCUGAAUACUGUGAUGACAAUAAUGGCUGCCAUGUCUCCAAAGACGAAAGAGGAUGAAUCGAGAGACACAUCUAAGGAAAUGGAAAGUCUUUGGGAUAUCAAGUCUAUUGAUGAUUAUAAUUCUUGGUUUCUUGGUGUUGACAUGGCAACCGAAGCAACAGAAAGUUUCAGAGCGAUGGAUCAUCCACUGAUAGAGGAAAACUGUGCUGUUGCUGUGGAAUCGGUCCAAGUCACUCUAGAAUGUGGCCUUGGGCACCGAACUGUGCCUUUACUAUUGGCAGAGUCCAAGUUUUCAGGAAAUAUUAAGAAUUGGACUUCCCUGUUGGCUGCUACUGCUGAUGUGACACUGCAGGUUCACUAUUACAAUGAGAUUCAUGCUGUGUGGGAGCCAUUGAUCGAGCGAAUAGAGGGGAAGAAACAAUGGAACUUAAAGCUUGAUGUAAAGAAGAACCCGAUCCAGGAUAAAAGUUUGAUACCAGGAGAUGAUUUUAUUCCUGAGCCCAAAAUGGCAAUUUAUAUUUCUUCAGCAGACACAAUGAAUAUAACAAUAUCCAAAACGUGUCUCAAUGUUUUCAGCAAUUUAGCAAAAGGUUUUUCGGAGGGCACUGCUUCUACUUUUGAUUACUCUUUAAAAGACAGAGCUCCGUUUACGGUCAGAAAUGCUGUAGGUGUUCCCAUGAAGGUGCAGCUCAGUCGUAACCUGAGAGUGAUGGGCUCCCCAGGGAAGAGCGAUGUCUAUGGUGUGGAUGCCGGUCAGCAUCUGGAACUGGAGUAUGCCAGCACGGAACCUUCCUCUCAAGGGAAGCUGUCUGUGCUGAGCCGUCAGGAGAGUUCCUUCUUCACGCUGACUUUCGUACCACAUGGAUACACAGAGGUUGCCAAUGUCCCUGUUGCCCGACCUGGACGGCGGUUGUACAAUGUGUGGAAUCCCCAUGCCAAUUACUCGGACUCUGUCUUGGUACAGAUUGAUGCCACCGAAGGGAAUAAAGUCAUCACCCUCCGCUCUGCGCUGCAGAUUAAAAACCACUUCUCUGUUCCAUUUAUUAUCUAUAAACUGGUUAAGAAUGUUAAACUUCUGGAGCGCAUUGGAACAGUCAGCCCCGAAGAGGAGUUCCAUGUCCCUUUAGAUUCGUAUAGAUCUCAGUUGUUUAUCCAGCCGGCUGGGGACUUAGAGCAUCAGUACAAGGAGUCGACCACCUACAUCCCCUGGAAGGAGGAGCUGCACAGGAGCAGUUCCGUAACAGGCAGGCUGCAGUGUCCGGCGGUGCAGCACAGCUUCCUGCCCCUAGUUGUGAACACGGUUGCCGAGCCUGACGAGUUGAGCCACAUCAGCGCACACGGGGAGGAUUGGAACCCGGCGUACAUCAUUCACCUCUACCCUUCUCUCACACUGCGGAAUCUGCUCCCCUAUUCCCUAAGAUACUUACUGGAGGGAACAGCAGAUACUCAUGAGCUGGCAGAAGGCAGUACAGCAGACGUCCUGCAUUCCCGAAUCAGUGGAGAAGUCAUGGAAUUAGUCCUGGUCAGAUACCUGGGCAGAGACUGGACCGGUCAUUUCCGCAUAUGUGACACGCUUCCCGAGUUCUUUCUUGUGUGUUUUACAUCUAACUCCAAAGAAGCAGUGACAGUUGACCUGUCGGUGCACGUCAGGCGAGUUGGCAACCGCAUGGUGCUCUCUGUCUUUAGUCCCUACUGGUUAAUCAACAAGACUUCCCGGGUCCUCCAGUACCGCGCAGAAGACACUCACGUGAAGCACCCAGCUGACUUCAGGGACAUCAUUUUAUUCUCUUUCAAGAAGAAGAACAUUUUUAGUAAAAACAAGGUACAAUUAAAAAUUUCAACUAGUGCCUGGUCCAGCAGUUUCUCAUUGGAUACUGUGGGAAGUUACGGGUGUGUGAAAUGUCCUGCCAACAAUAUGGAAUACCUGGUUGGGGUGAGCAUCAAAAUGAGCAGCUCCAACCUCUCGCGCAUCGUCACUCUGACGCCCUUCUGCACUGUCGCAAACAAGUCCUCGCUAGAGCUGGAAGUCAGCGAGAUUGCAUCCGAUGGCUCUGUGCCAACUAAUAAAUGGAGCUACAUUGCUUCUUCAGAGUGCCUUCCAUUUUGGCCUGAAAAUCUGUCAGGCAAACUUUGUCUGAGAGUAGUGGGCUGUGAGAGACCUUCCAAACCAUUCUUUUAUAACCGACAAGAUAAUGGCACUUUAUUGACCUUAGAAGAACUGAAUGGAGCCAUCUUGGUGGAUGUAAAUACUGCAGAACACUCCACUGUCAUAACCUUUUCUGAUUACCAUGAGGGGUCUGCACCUGCCCUCCUGAUAAACCACACACCGUGGGACAUCCUCACGUACAAACAGAGUGGAUCACAGGAGGAAGUAGUCUUAAUGCCAAGACAAGCUCGACUUUUUGCCUGGGCUGAUCCUACUGGCCCCAGAAAACUUACGUGGACAUAUGCAGCCAGUCGUGGGGAGCAUGCUCUGUUGAAGGACGAAUGUGGCCAGUUUCCCUAUGACGCAAACAUCCAGAUACACUGGGUGUCAUUCCUCGAUGGCCGCCAGAGAGUGCUGCUUUUCACGGAUGAUGUGGCCUUGGUUUCCAAAGCGCUGCAGGCAGAGGAAAUGGAGCAGGCUGACCAUGAAAUAACCUUCUCUCUCCACAGCCUUGGGCUCUCACUGGUUAACAAUGAAAGCAAGCAGGAAGUUUCAUAUAUCGGAAUAACCAGUUCUGGUGUUGUUUGGGAAAUGAAACCAAAGCAGAAAUGGAAGCCUUUUAGUCAGAAGCAGAUACUCCUCCUGGAGCAUUCCUACCAGAAGCACCAGCACUCCUGUGACCGCGGCUGGGUGAAGCUAGAGAAUAAUUUUGAGGUCAAUUUUGAGAAAGUUCCCAUGGAAAUGCGUCUUCCUAUUCAGUGCCCUAUUAAACGAGAUUUUCUGUCAGGAAUUCAGGUUGAAUUUAAGCAGUCUCCUCAUCAGAGGAGUUUAAGGGCCAGGUUGUAUUGGCUACAGGUCGAUAAUCAGUUACCAGGUACCAUGUUUCCUGUUGUAUUUCAUCCUGUGGCUCCUCCCAAGUCCAUUGCUUUGGAUUCAGAGCCCAAACCUUUCAUUGAUGUGAGUGUCAUCACAAGAUUUAAUGAGUACAGUAAAGUCUUACAGUUCAAGUAUUUCAUGGUCCUCAUUCAGGAAAUGGCCUUAAAAGUCGAUCAGGGGUUUCUUGGCGCUAUGGUUGCCCUGUUUACCCCAACAACUGACCCUGACGCUGAAAGCAAACGGACACAGUUACUCCAACAAGAUAUUGAUGCUCUAAACACAGAGUUAAUGGAGACUUCAAUGACUGAUAUGUCAGUUCUCAGUUUCUUUGAACAUUUCCACAUUUCACCCAUUAAGUUGCAUUUGAGUCUGUCUUUGAGUUCUGGAGGUGAAGAAUCAGACAAACAGGAAAUGAUUGCGAUUCAUUCUGUCAACCUGCUUCUGAAAAGCAUAGGUGCCACUCUGACUGAUGUGGAUGACCUUAUUUUCAAACUCGCUUAUUUUGAAAUACAAUACCAGUUUUACAAGAGAGAUCAACUCAUGUGGAGUGUUGUUAGGCAUUACAGUGAACAGUUCUUAAAACAGAUGUAUGUCCUUGUGUUGGGCUUAGAUGUGCUUGGAAACCCAUUUGGAUUAAUUAGAGGUCUGUCUGAAGGAGUUGAAGCUUUCUUCUACGAACCCUUCCAGGGUGCUGUCCAAGGUCCUGAAGAGUUUGCUGAGGGGUUAGUGAUUGGAAUGAGAAGUCUCUUUGGGCACACAGUAGGUGGUGCAGCCGGAGUUGUGUCUCGAAUCACUGGUUCCGUUGGGAAAGGUUUGGCAGCAAUUACAAUGGACAAGGAGUAUCAGCAAAGAAGACGAGAAGAGAUGGGCCGACAGCCUAAAGAUUUUGGAGAUAGCCUGGCCAGAGGAGGAAAGGGCUUCCUGCGGGGAGUUUUUGGUGGAGUGACGGGAAUAAUAACAAAGCCUGUAGAAGGUGCCAAAAAGGAGGGAGCUGCUGGAUUCUUUAAAGGAAUUGGAAAAGGGCUCGUGGGUGCUGUGGCUCGUCCGACAGGCGGGAUUGUCGACAUGGCCAGCAGCGCCUUCCAGGGCAUUCAGAGGGCAGCGGAGUCAGCUGAGGAAGUGUCGAGCCUGCGCCCCCCUCGCCGUAUCCAGGAGGAUGGCAUCAUUCGUCCCUACGACAGGCAGGAGUCAGAGGGCCAUGACUUGUUCGAGAAUCAUAUAAAAAAGUUGGAAGGAGAAACUUACCAGUACCACUGUGCUGUUCUCGGAAGCAGGAGUACAAUCUUCAUGGUUACAAACAGGCGAGUGCUGUGUCUCAAGGAAGUGGAGUUUCUCGCCCAUAUGUAUCUCGAUUGGCAGUUUCCAUUUGAAGAUUUUGUUUUUCCUCCUACUGUGAAUGAGAAUGUGCUUCAGAUUUCAGUGAAGGAGCAAGGUCUAUUCCAGAAAAAAGAUGGUGCCAGUCCAGGCUGUGUUCAGAAAGUUUGCCUGAAGGAUAAUGCCACAGCACAGAGAGCCUGUCACGUCAUUGAGGAUGCGCAGUCGAGGAGACAGCAGCAGAAGCUGAUGAAGCAGCCGUCACUGAAACUUCUCAGCUCCCAAGUGCGGUCCUAGUCACAGGUCCCAGCGAGCUGGUGCAGGGAAGAGUCACCUUCUGUGUCGUGCUGGAGAGAAGUUGCCAGGCAACUCUUUAGUUUUAUUAUUUUAGAGACAUUAGUGUUGGAUUCCCCUUCCCAGCUCUUAUUUUUGCCUGUAAUUUUGUAAUCAUGCAUAUAUUGGUCCACCUAUAGACGGCUAGUGGGUCAGACCCUUGAAGAAAUACUACUUCAGACUUGGAAUGAGAUUUUCAUUAACACACGAAGCACAGGCAGCCGGUUUAGUUUUCAAGUCUUUGUUAAAGAAUGAGUUUUCAGUUCCCAGUGCACUCUGAAAGGUUUUAGCCAGACAAAUGCUGGACACGUCAACAUUUUGUUUAAAGGUAAUUUUUCAGUAACUCAGUCAGAGAAAAUGUUUGGUAAACCAAGUAACUGAAGAAAAGCCUCCAAAGGAAGAAAUGACAUGUAUUUUCUUUCUUCUCACAAAAGCAUGUUUUUCUCCCAAGAGCACUGGUGUUGCUUUGCUUCUUAUUUUUCUUCCUCGCACUAUGAAAAAGGAACGUGAGCAUUCACACCUUGAAGCAGUGGCACUCAGUGAUCUGUCAUGUGACAAGCCCAACAUUCUGAGAGCCGUUCACAAGCUGUUGAAGACAGGUUCAUAGGGCACAAUUGCAAUUCACUGGUAAAUGAAAAUGCUGUACUGUAAGCUUUGGGGACUCUGAAGUAUCUCACAUGCAACGUUUUUAUAUUUCCAGAAGUUGUUUUUUGGAAGUUAAAAGACUUUUCAGAGUAUCAUAAAUUCACAUUUGAUUCUAGUACUAAAUGUUUUUUAAAUACUGGAGAGUGAACUCUUUCCACUGUUUUAUAUAUAAAGCACAGGGUUACAUAGCAAUACUGGGAAGAAUGUACAUGUUUGCUUUGAGGAGCAGGUGUAAGGGCAUCAGUGCAAGACAAAAUAUUUCCAUCCUUUCUGCAUCUUUCCUCAGAGACGCGUUCUUCAAACUUAAAAAACAUUUUAGAAGUAUUUCAUUUGGGUGGGUCUGCAGAUUUACAGCUGCUGUUGAACGUGGAGUUUAUUUCAAAUUACUGACUCAGUGGUAAAAGGGAGAUGCAGAGAAACCGGACUGCUUUGUUUGUGUUAAUGUGCCACGGUGGGUCUGUUAUCGUUGCUCAAGUGCCCUAAGGGCUGGCCGUGAAACUACAGGUCUCCCCGCGUCGCUGUCGCUGUCGCAGAGCAGAGCAGAGGGCAGUGCCUAAGCCCUGGAGCUCUGGUUUCUGAUGUCCCUGCCUUUUGACCACUCAUCUUUCUCAGUUUCUGUGACUGAAAGUAAUAUAUAUAAAACUUCUAUCUUAAAAAGUUUAUAGCAGGUUCUAUUGUUUUGUGCCUUUAAAAAUAACUUAAUCAGGAAUUUAAAAUAGAUUAUAUUUUCUUACGAAUCAUAACUAUUUACAGUGUCCUAAAUAUUUAAAAAAUUAUAUUGCACUGAUAGUAUAUUCUGUAAAUGGAUGUACAGGACAUUGAACUAAGAAAAAUUACAGAAAUUGUAAACUCAUUGUCUUAGUUGACUUUGAAAUGAAUUUCUAAUAUUUGUAAUAUUUUUAUUUGAUUUAAUCCCCUGGAAAAGAAAUAAUCUGUUGGUAGUAAGGUCUGUCGUAUUUCAGUUUGAUCGAGAGGCCCUUGUAUGUUAUGAGUUGUUAUCUCUUGCUUUUUGUUUUGUUUUGUUUUUUUGGUACCAGGAUCAAACUCAUGACCUUGUGCUUGCCAGACUGGCACUUGUGCCACUAAGCUAAAUCCCUGGCCCUCAGUCUGUUGUGUCUUAAAAAAUGCUUUUGAAGUCCAUUACUUGGAUAUAAAUUCUGCGAGAAAUAAAACAUUUGAAGCAUUGUUUUUA